Melitaea cinxia (Glanville fritillary) is the source of this 418-nucleotide messenger RNA. RefSeq lists its product as uncharacterized. The coding region runs from base 52 to 285 and encodes 77 amino acids. Lineage: Eukaryota; Metazoa; Arthropoda; Insecta; Lepidoptera; Nymphalidae. The transcript has 2 exons. The record is from RefSeq and is a predicted model, not a curated record.
AAAUUACUUUCGCAGUGCAGCCAUUUCACAGUAAAAUUGUGAGAUUCAAUCAUGAGGACGUGUUUAGCUGUAUCUAUUUUGUUAAUAGCCUUUGUGGCGAUGGUGCAAAGUGAUACUUACAGUGCGGUUCAUAAAAUACAGAAGAGACAAAUAGUCAAACCAACUGUGAUAUAUGUGAAACCCCCGCCCGGUUGCAUAUUUUACGAGUGCAUUGCCAACUGCAAAUCACGAGGAUAUAAAAGUGGUGGAUACUGCACGAUCAAUGGAUGCCAAUGCUUGCGAUAAAGACGUAUAUAACAAUGCAUUUACUCAGUGGUGGUUAAUUCGCUUUGUACUUUUGUCAAAGGAAACGAGUCUCUACAAGGUGUUAGUGUAUACGUAAUUUAAGCUUAUUUUAAUAAACACGUUUUCAAUAUUU